Spirodela intermedia is the source of this 10351-nucleotide messenger RNA. NCBI's taxonomy places the organism in Eukaryota, Viridiplantae, Streptophyta, Magnoliopsida, Alismatales, Araceae. The record is from the annotation of a GenBank genome assembly.
AUGGACGAGGAGUUUAUCAGAGCGGUGGAGGACGGGCUGAAGCUGUCGAAGCGGAUACGCGGAAGCAAGGACCAUCACCAUCAGGUGCCGCCCACGGGGCCCGGUGGAAUGGAGCGUGGCGGUGGGGGGUCGGUGCUCCAGCCGGCGUCGCCGAUGGUGUAUGCGGUGAUCUACGACCCGGCAAUCGUCGACAACCCGGACGUCCCGAGCUACCAGCCGCACGUAUAUGGUGAGAUGGAUCCGCCCGCGCUGAUCCCUCUGAUGAUGAAUGGCAUCGGGAUGGAGGUCGAGUGCUACCUGGACGCGGCGUUGGUCACCGUGAAGGGCAGCUGGCGCGUCCACUGCGUGACGGGAAGCAAGAGCUGCGAUUGCCGGCUAGUGCUCCCAAUGGGUGAGCUGGUAAGCCUACGAUCUCCUAUGCUUUGUUUGCAGUAGCCGAUAUGUUAAUGCCGUGGAACUCAAUGGAUUCUUGCUUCCGUUAGUAGGAGGCAUGAAUAAGGGGGCGCUUUGGAUUCCUAGGAGGGGACCCGCGUGAGGCAAAAAAAGGAUGUAAGAGUUGUUCUAUGAGAUACCCUUUUGUAUCAUUCGAUAGCAUCUAGGGAUAGAGCUGGUGUUUUGAUAAAUGGGAUGUGCUAGUCCAUGAUUCUGAUAAGAUGCCCAUAGUUUCUCGUUAUGAAAAGGAUGCUCAGCGGCUGUGAAUACUUAGCUGCGUAGCAGCGGGGUGGCCAUUCUCCGAUCCUUGAUGUCGAUAGUAUCGACCUAUAGUCGGUGGUACUGCUCCUAUCCCUUUGUGGAGGAUUGGAUAGCAAUUUAUGACCUUCUAUGGUUUAUUGAUGUGCAGUCUCCUGCUGGAGAUUUUUGUAAGGUUUGGUGCUAUGGUUGACAUUUUAUGGAUGGCAUAUAUGGAGUUGGUACGUCUGUGACAGGGAGACAGGAUUCAACGAGGGGCACUGUUGGUCAACUACCUUAGAUCAAGGAUGUGAGCAUUUGAAGAAUUUGUAAAAGGCAUGAUGUGAAAGAUCAAAAGGAACCUGGGUUUUGUUUUUGGUCUAGAAUUGUGCCUAAGACUGGGAACAGCAAUCUUGCUUAUAUAGAAUGUAGAUCAAGAUGUGAGCUGACUGCUACAAGUUCCCAUUGAAGGAUUGCUCCCGAUUCAAAUAUUUAGUUGAUUGGUGAAUUGUUAUACCCAUGUGGCAGAAUGAAACUGUUGACUCGCCUGUUCGGUCAAAGAUCAUGAAAAUGAGGAGACUCACAUCAACCAAUUAUACAAUGGUGGAUCCAUAAAGAUUAAAGUCCCAACAUGGGCUUGCAAUUUGACAGUCUAGGAAAGAGCUCUAGGCCAGAUUCAAACCUAGAGAUUCAGGUGGCCAGCUAGAUGACUGUAGAAAUCAUAACUGGUUGUUCGACCUGAACAUUUAAGUCCUGACUCCUGUCGUUCAAGUGUAGAUGACGUAAAAGACAUGUUGGACGAGUCUGAUUUGAGAAUAUCAAUUAAACUUGUACAUUUGCAAUGUCUUUGAAAGCAUUUAAAUCCUGAUCUCCUCCCGUCGGUUUAAUGUCAUUUAAAUGAUUAAUAUAGAUCAUGGAGAUGAUUAACUUAGAUCUCAGACUUCAUAUAAGGUUCCAGAUCAACUACAUUCAUCAUGUGCUAUAGAUCAUGGCGGCUGUGGAUUUAAUCUGCUGUGAACUUUGGAAGACUUGGCUAUUAUGAAAUCACGUGACAGUUAAGCACACUAAUUUUCAUAGCCUAAACCAGAUAUUCUAUUAUGUAUCUUCCAUAUUUUAAUAGCAUGGUAGAGGUUCAAAUUUCCAGUCAUUGAAGUGUCAUUCCUUUACCUAGUUUUUUUUUUAAAAUGGAUAUAUGUUAUGAUGAAUGCCUUCAGAAACAUCAAAUUUUUGUGUCAAUGGGGCCAAGUAGAAACUUUUGCAACUUUUUUCAUUUCGCAUUUAUAUAAAAAUUGAAUUCAAACCUUACAAUCGUGUGUUUAUCUAUUACUGAAAAUUAUGAUUACUAAUAUUCCAUGCAUUUGCUCAUGGUGUUUAGCUUGUUUUAGUUCUCUUUUAACUUUUUGUAGCUCUCCCAUUUAUGUUCCUAUUCUAAAUCAAGAAGUGAUUUGGCUGGCAGGGUUCGAUUCUAGGUGUUGAUGCUGCCAUUGGUAAAAGAGCAUACUUCACUCAAGUAAUCCAAACUGAAGAAGAUCAGAGUGUAGAGAAAACUGCAAAAACUGAAGCUGGAGGCUAUUUGAAACCUCAGUUGUUUUCCUUAAUUGUACCCCAGGUGACAUCCCAGUGCCAUUUUUUUGUUUUUAACAUGCAUCACUCUAUUUAGCAUUUUCGUUUACAACUGUUGUGUUAACUUUCAUAAAACCACUGUUGCAUUCAUUCCACUUACGGAAAAACUUUAGACAUUAAUGUCAUCCUAGCGUUUUUACGUUAUAGUCAUGAAUUUCCCUUUUUCUUUCUCUGAAGGUGAAUGGAGGAUCAGUUAUUUCUCUUUCCAUCAGAUGGGUCCAGAAAUUAACUUAUAGUGAUGGGCAAUUCUCUAUUAGCAUACCGUUUACCUUUCCAGAAUUUAUUAAUCCAUCUGGAAAGACAAUUAAAAAGAUGGAAAAGAUAAAGUUGAACAUACAUGGUGGUGCUGGGAAAGAAAUUUUGUGCCAAAUGACAAGCCAUGCAUUAAAGGUAAGCACACUUAUUUGCCAUUGUGGUCAUUUCUUUCUGUUUUAGUGACUAUCUGUAAGUUUUCUUCGUUCUAGUUACUUUACUCUGCUUUCAUUUUUAUGAGUUUGACACUUUUAACUAGUUUUCUAAUUAUUCUUUUCUACCUACAAGGAAACAAGACGACAGCCAGGCAGUGUGGGCUUCUCAUAUGAAGGAGAAGUUUUUUCUUGGUCAAAAACAGAUUUUAGCUUUUCUUAUACUGUAAGUUAGAAUUGUUCUGGAUGGAUUUCCCAGAAACGCCACCCACAAAGUACUUUGAUGUAUAAUUGCUAGUUCAGGAUGCAGUUCGCAUCCCUGCAAUUUCAUUUCUGUUUUUGAUCCAUAACUUCACUCUCAUCAAGUUGAGUCCUAGCCUGUAUGCAUAUAUAAAUGCAUGUGUAUACGUAUGUUAGUGUUAAAAAUCAAGGUUAAUGCAAUACUGAUGAGAAUCAUGUAAUAAAGAUUAGCAAGUUUACGGUUAAAAUAUAUCCCUAAGACCAUAUAUGCUGGUGACCUAUACUGUUGCCUGUUUCUGGUGAAAAAAAUCGAAUGGGUACUCAUUUUUUGUUGAGAUUGGUUUCUGCUGUCCCUUUUUAUCGAUUUUUACUUUUGCAGCCCUACUAGGAUACAUUUCUCGGCCAUGGAUACCCUUGGUUUCAUAAUAUUUCGGCUCAAACAUGAUUAUUAACUUUUGGCCUUGGAUGACCUAUAUGCACAUUUUGAGAUGGGACAAUUGAUUUAUUAAACCGAUGACCACAAUUUCACAAAGCCUUCGAGUUUUUUUACCAGAUGACUUUGUGCCAUCAAAUAAAAGCUCCUAAUAAAGUCGGAUGAGCAUACUCUCGGAUGUUUCUUCCCUGAAACUUUAUAAGAGAAAUUUUAAAUUGUUAUGUUCUUUGCUGAUAUAUUUUACUUCUUGUGUAUUUGACCACUGCAGGUUUAUUCAAAUGAUAUAUUCGGCGGCAUACUCUUGCAACCUCCACCUAUGAAUGACAUAGAUCAAAGAGAGAGGUUCUGUCUCUAUUUUUUUUCUGGGAGUAACCAACGGAGAAAGGUACCUAAUCGUGUCUUAUCUUCAUCAUUUUCUAAUGCAUACCUUCACAAACCUUCUUCUGUGAACCCCUACGGUUUUGAUGUAGGUUCCACCUCUACUGUGAAAGGGCUUUCUAUUAUUAAACGUUUGUCAUGUUCUGACUGUCAUAUUCUUCAUUAAUGAUCUGUGGUAUCAUUCAUGACCAUUGCAGUUGGUGCCUGACACAAGAUGUCAUCAAUGCGUAGACUGAUGCUAUUACUGCAAGAAUUCAGAAGAAUAAAAAUUUGUCAUUUCCGUCUGGUGGCACGCAAUCACUCCUUUAUCAUCAUAUUGAUGUUUUAGAAAAUAAUAGUACACUAUUCAAUUCCGUAAUCAUCAUGGGAUAAUUGUACAUUGUCAUCAUAACCUCAUUGUUAACAUUUUGUCAUUUAUUAUCCAUUUCUUUGAACUUGGGUUGAUGUAUACUUCAAUGAAUGGUAACAACAGGUUUUCAGGAAGGAAAUUAUUUUUGUUGUUGAUAUAAGUGAAAGCAUGAAUGGAGUGCCUCUUGAAAGUGUUACGAAUGCACUGUCAGCCGCCACAUCGGAGCUGACUCCGCAUGAUUCAUUUAACAUAAUAGCUUUCAACGAUGAAAUCUAUACUUUCUCGCCAUCUCUGACACGAGCGACCCAAGAAACCGUUGAAAAUGCUAUUCAGUGGAUGAAGCAAAGUUUUGUUGCUGCUGGAGGAACGAACUUUGUAAAACCCUUGAAUGAGGUGAGGUUUUCGAUUUUAGCCAGAAGGUAUGAGCUUCUGGUUGUAUGGAUUCAUUUUAUUUUCAUAUUAUUGCUAGAAAUCAUAGACAAUAUUACAUAAUUGUACAGUUUAUUCUUUCUCGUUUUCUCUAUUAGGCUAUGCACAUGCUAUCAAAAACCACGAAUUCAAUCCCUCAUGUCUGUUUCAUCACUGAUGGAGCUGUUGAAGAAGAAAGAAGUAUUUGCUCUACUAUGAGAGCUUAUGUCAACAAUAAAGGUUCCAUAUCCCCUAGAAUUUCUACCUUUGGUAUAGGUAAUCACAAUUUAAACUUCUUUUAUUGCUUCCUUUUAUUCUUGACGCUUUUCCUCAUCCUCUGACUUCUUAUAAUGUGUGGCGCUUUUAAGAUUACGUCAUAUGUAGGCCUCUACAGUUUGUGGUUAACUGUCAAAUCCGAGUAACCCGAAGCAAAAAAUAUAUGCUAAGCAACUCUAGUUUUUUAGAGGCAUUUGCAUAGAUCAGGCGCCGCUUAAAUAAUUCCCUUUUAAGGCAACGGUGCAUAUAAUGCUGAUGUAAGGUUUAUUAUCCUAAAGUAAUUGAAGUGAGAUGAAAAGGACCUCAGAGUUUCAUGAUUUUGACAGUUUUGGGCUAAAGAGUAUGCGUCACAUAAUGAAUCUCAAAACUCAAAACCGCUAGGUGUAUGCUUGACCCCUAUGCCGAUAUGUCUUCACCUGUGGUACUCUCUGAUGUCGAAGUUACUAGGUUUGGUGCUUGGCACAGAAACACCUGUCUACUUUUUGUCAAAUUCUAUUCAAAAUAAUUCUUUUAUUGAGGAAUUUAGUACCUCCCCACCCAUUUCACCAAGAGACCUGACUACCCCUUUUUGCACUGCCAAGAGGCUCAAAAAAUGAUGGAUUUUUAUAAGAUUUGGUCCCGUCCUAUACCACUUUGACCAGAGAAAAAGUGACGCGAAAAUGAAGUGGUUGUGAUGGACAAGACUACGACACAUUAUUUAAAAUACUGAAUUGAUAUCAUAUGAUUCUUACACAUUUAAAAACAAGGUACACGUUUCCAAAUAUUCAGAACCUCUUGAUUGAACAUAAACUUAUCCAAGAGCAAAUAACCACUAAAAUAAUUUUGAUGUAUAUAGUACAUAUGAGAAUUGACAUCAUUAACUGAUUUUUUUUACAAGAUUGAUUUGGGGAAAUCCAAUGCUAGUAUUCUUUGAGUUUUGUUGAUAUCCUUUGGGAAACUUGGAAUGUUUGUCGUUUAGGUUUCAUGCAUCAUCAAAUUUAUGUAUUGAAAUUUUACUUACUAUAUUGCUAGGUUCGUACUGCAACCAUUAUUUCUUACGUAUGUUGGCAAGCAUUGGGAGGGGCCUGUACGAUGCAACGUUUGAGGCAGGUUAGCAUUUAUAAUCAGUCUUUGUUUCCAGUUAUCGAGUCAUAACGAAAUGGGAGAUCAAUGGUUUUAUUCAUUCAGGGACAAAUACAGGUUUUCUCUGUGGAAUCAUUGGAUACAUCAUGCUUUGGUUAUGAGCCCUUCUUUUUAUUGGAACUAUGAGCAUAUGGCAUGCUUGAGUUUAGAAACAGAGGAUCAUUACUGCUGCCUUUUUAUUUUCUAUCAUGCUUCCAAUGGAUCGAAGCUCUUUAAGAAAUUUAUGUCACACAAAAGAGACACCACCUAUACAAAUUUGAUUAGUCUAUCUAGCUUUCUUUUUAUAGGGGGUCUAGGUCACAGCGAGCUGAAAGCUCUCUUUUUGUUACGUGACCCAGCCAACAAAAUUACAAUGAGACAAGAAUAAACGGAUUAGGUAUAACUGAACUAUCCUGUCUUGGAAGUAAUCUGAUUUUCUCUACAUUCUUGAAUACUCACCUUUGCCAGGAUCGGCUAAGUGAGUUUGUCAAACCUAGUUGGAUUUGCCUCUUAUUAACCUUUCUGGAAGGAGUGCUCACGUCGGACCAUUUAUUUCUCAUAAUUGGCUUAUUCCAUGCUUAUUUCAUUUUCUCUUGUUUCAAGAAGCAUCAGAAUUACAUGCUUGAAAUAAUCAAGAGAUGGCCAAUAUUCCGACAGAAACCAAAAAUUUUGGGAACAAAGAAGGGAUUCCGUGGCUAUGAUUUUACUUUGGUGUAUUUUCUUUUUCAAUGGGAGUUCUGCGCCUGUAAAUUCAAUUUUUCUCGUUCAAUUUUCUUUGUCUCCUUAACAAAAGAAAGUUGUCUUCUUAUUUUGAACACCAUUUCCCUUCCUAAUAUGUGUACAGUUUUACUAUGGUGGAUAGAAGUAUGGAUUAAGCAUGGCCUUUAUGCAAUCUGAAUUAAUUUUCUUUGCAUUGCAAGGUUCCAUUGAUAUCCGAAUGCAAAGAUUUUUCAAGAGGAUUACCUCUCCUGUACUUGCAAACAUAGCGUUUGAUAUUUUUGACGAACUUGACUCAUUUGAGGUAUGUGAUUAGCCAAGAUCUUUAAAUUUAACUUUUUAUGCUGCUCUUUAAGUUGUACAUAAUGAUGACGUGUAUUUCUAACACUGUCUAAGAUCCUUCAAAGCAUAAUGGAACCGUUUAACUCAAUCAGCAAUUAUUCUAAUUGAGAGCUGAUUAACAAUAUACCCAGUUUAUAUUACUUGUAUAUCUUUGCUUCAGUGAGGAACUCUGCAGACUAGAAAUAUUUUAAUGCACCAGUCUGCAUAUAUGAUUGUCACAUGCUGACCUUGCAGGAACGGAUCUUUAGUUGUCAAUUUGUGUUGAAAAUAUAAGCAACCCACUUGGUUGGCACGUGGUUACAAUUUGUGAGGUUUUAUUAUUUUUCUCUUGCAGAAAAUUUCAUUGGUUUCAUUAUUGGAAUUGGCACAGUCAUAUUCCUAAAAGCAACGCUGAUUGCACCUUUCUUCCAUUGUUAUCAGAUAUUUGUUUGAAACAUCAUACUUCAUCAUUUGCUGCUGGCUGUUUCAAUAUCCUCUCAUCAGUUAACAUGAGGUCAUGUCUCAUCUUUUAGGUCUAUCCUUCCCAUGUUCCAGAUCUUUCAGUUGGAUGUCCUCUGGUUCUAGUAGGCAGAUAUCAUGGGAGAUUUCCAGAGACUCUGAAAUCUAAGGGUUUAUUAGCGGACAUGACAGAGUUUUCAAUUGAACUGAAAACGCAAAAGACGGAUAUCCCUCUGGAGAAGGUAAAAUCAAAUCUUUGUCUUGCUUUGUAUUCGAUUAUUCCAUUUUUUUACUCUAUAUUUUGCAUCUCGACUUUGUUCAGAUCCUAUCUUCUUGUCAACUGAUUCAGCGUACUAUUUUGGCUUAAAGCAGACACUAAAAUUGAAAUGUGAACCUGAAUUUUAUGAAUAGACAAUGUCUGACAAACAGUUUUCACGCAAAUUGUUUGCAAAACGUAUCAUUUAGGUUUGUACAGCUUUAUACUUAUGUUUCUGCUUUGUUUAUCUCGAGUUUUCUCUCAUUCACCUUAUAUUUUCCCUGGAUUAAAUUUCCCCUUUAAGUUGAGGGUUGACCUUGUUUGAACGGGAGUGACACAGACUCACUGCAGACUGCUAAAUAAAUAAGAAAGGGCUGUAUACGGCAUCAGGUUUUCCCAAUUAUAUUAGAUCUGAUACACGACUAGUAUAGCUUGCCAACUGUUACCAUAUCUCCCAUUUUCCUUUCAAUAUAAAGUCAACUUUUUUCAUCCAUUACCAUUGAUGCAAAACUACUGCCAUCUUUCUUUAUACUGGGCGAGGGGUUGAGGGGGGUUCACAUUUCAAGGAUCAUCAAAUCUUUCUCUUGAAUGUGGAAUUGGCUUAGGCAAAGAACACACCGGUUGCAGGGUGUUAUUGUCAGCCAAGGGUGGACACACAAGGCAUCUUCCUUUCACUACGAGGAAUGACUACUUCACUAGUUACCAAUUUCAUUUUCAAAUUCAAUCCCAGACCCAAGUGAAGAAAUCUCUCACGUUUAUAUUUAUCUUGCGGAAGUGAAGCACUGCUUUGCAACUGGUUGGGUUGUGAAACUUUUGAUAAGGGUUUACUGUGCUUUAUAUUAUUCCUUGUCUUUCUUUCUUCUGCCUUGAACAUCUCAUUAAAAGUCUAUAAUAUAGCUUAUUUAGUGGAAAAUUUCAAGCUUCGUUGUUUUCUCUUCCUUUAUAAUAAGUGAUUAAAUUUAAGGAACGCGAUAUGACAACCAUGGUUCUUCAUCUUACAUUAUUUUCUGAACAGGUGUUUGCAAAACAUCAGAUUGAUCUUAUGACAGCCCAGGCGUGGCUUUCUGAGAGUAAAGAGCUAGAACAAAAGGUAGAUGGAAAGUCAGAAAUCAAGUGCCUGACGUUUUGCUGAGUUUUUAUUUUGAUUUUGGACGCCAACCACUGAUUUAUAUUCUAUCUUGAAUCUAGUUGCCUUUGUUUCUAACCUGGUUGGCUAUAUUCUAUUAUCAUUAUAACCAUGUCAUCUAUUAAAAAUCCAGAUAUAUUUCCAUUCCUUUCUUUUAACUUUCUGAUUAGUGUGCUUGCGUAGAUACUCUUUUGUCAAUAAACAGUAUUACGAACCUGGGACUUUCCAUAGAGCAGGUCUUCCCUUGACUGCGAGCCAGUGUUUGUUAGACUUGUGACCUCGUUCUUCAGCAAAGGUCAAAUGGGAAAGAUCAUCCUUUACUGGGACCUUUGGAGACCCCAACUGGCCUCGGGUGGAUGGAAACCAGCCAAUUUAGUGCAUAGUAUCUUUUGUCAACGAAUCAACUGAGCAGCACAUAGAAAUUGAGCGAUUUUCGGAGAUCAUGAUUGUCAGAGGAUCAUUCAUAGUAGCCGGAAUCUGGCCAAAUCUCAUCUUUGCAGAGUGGAGCUCAGAGCUAAACUGGCACGCACCAAAAUGGAUAACCCCAAUCAUCUCAUUUGUGUUAAAGUCAAAUGACAGAGAGGAGAAGCCAAGGAUGGGGACCACUACCCGUCCGCAUUCAUGACUGCUUCGUUGAUUAUAUUUUCAAACUUUAUGAUUUAUUUUUGUCGAAACUUUCUAUUUUUCUUUUCCAAACCAUAUAUUUUACACCACCACUAAUAGAAGCAUCGUUCCCCCCAUGAAUUUCUUCGGGUACCCAGCAUAUAUCAUGCCACCGCAUAAAAACCUGCUCCCUUGCUGUGCAGAUCUCCCGGUUAAGCAUUCAAAGUGGUGUUGCAUCUGAGUUUACUCUCAUGAUCUUGCGAAAGGAGGUGGAGAAGGAUGGACCAUUGUCUCAGGUAUCCACCAACUCUAUCACCAGCUUUGACUUAUUAUGUUGAGACUUCUGAUAUCUUGCUAAAUCAUGGGCCGCUGACGAAUGCUUUGACUCUGGGUGUCUCAUCUUUUUCUAAAAAUAGACAAUUUUAAUGCAAUUGGAUGAUUAUUUUUGCUGAGAAAUUUCAUCGUAAUAUUUCUUUUAAUGAAAUUGGGUAAAGCCGUGGGCCGCCCAUGAUUCUUGACAAAUAUGGCUAAACCCAGAAAAUAAUUUGGCCAAAUUUAGGAGCUGAGAUUACUUGCUAGAACCCCCCACCCUACUGGGAAGCAUAUUUCUCUAUGAAUUCUCCACGGCCCACUAAUCCUUUCAAAUUGUUUUCUCCAGGGGAAUAAAUUGGAGAAGCAGAAGAGCGUGGCACCAAAGGAGAUCCCAAUCCCAGUGGGCGGCCUCGCUCUUGGGUUCGGCGAUGUCGCCGCCACGGCUGAGAACCUGCCGCCAGGAUUUGGCGGGGAGUCGCCGGAGAUAGACAUCCAGGCCACGGCCGCCAGGUGCUGCGGCAGCCUCGCGGACUUCUUCUGCUGCAUGUGCUGCAUCCGGGCAUGCUCUCGAAUGAACGACCAGUGCGCCAUAGUCAUGGCCCAGGUCGUCACUGCCCUCUCUGUCCUCGGCUGCAUUGGUUGCUGUUCGGAGAUGUGCGGCAGAGGCUCUGAUUAG